AUGACAGAUGUGUCGUCUUCCUCCUUCUUUUCCGAUUUUGGGCUGCUACUGUAUUUGGAGGAGCUAAACAAAGAAGAGUUAAGUAGAUUCAAAUCACUCCUAAAGAAUGAGACCAUGGAACCUGGGUCCUGCAGGAUACCCUGGUCUGAAGUGAAGAAGGCCAAGCGGGAGGAUUUGGCUAACUUGAUGAACAAAUAUUAUCCAGGAGAGCAAGCCUGGGAGGUGGCUCUCAAAAUCUUUGGCAAGAUGAACCUGAAGGAUCUGUGUGAGAGAGCAAAAGCAGAGAUCAACUGGACAGCCCAGACCAUGAGACCAGAGGACACCAGGGUCAGAGAGGUUCAAGGUGAUCAUGAAGCAGUGCUGGGUGAUGGAGCAAAAUACAGAAUUCAAAUAAGGGAAAAAUUUUGCAUGAUGUUAGAUAAGAACCGUUUGCUUGGAGAAUCUGAAAAUUUCUGUAAUGAAAUUGCUCAGGAAGGCCGAGAACUGUUGGAACGUUUGUUUGAUGAGGAUGUCAGAACUGGUGAGCGGCCACAGACAGUGGUCCUUCAAGGGGCUGCUGGAGUCGGGAAGACAACCUUGGUGAGAAUGAUGAUGUUAGACUGGGCACAGGGCAACCUCUACCAGCAGAAAUUUACCUAUGUUUUUUAUCUCAAUGCAAGAGAAAUAAACCAGUUGAGAGAGAGAAGCUUUGCUCAAAUGAUAUCAAAGGACUGGCCCAGCACAGAAGGACCCAUUGAAAGGAUUAUGUCCCAGCCAAGUAAUCUCCUUUUUAUUAUUGAUAGUUUUGAUGAACUGAACUUUGCCUUUGAGGAACCUGAGUUUGUUCUGUGUGCAGACUGGACCCAGAUACACCCCGUGUCCUUCCUCAUGAGUAGUUUGCUGAGAAAAGUGAUGCUCCCUGAGUCGUCCUUAUUGGUAACGACAAAACUCACAGCUUGUAAGAAACUAAAGCCUUUGCUGAAGAGUCAGCAUUCUAUACAGCUACUAGGUAUGUCUGAGGAUGCAAGAGAGGCGUAUAUUUACCAGUUUUUUGAAGAUGAGAGGUGGGCCUUGCAAGUGUUCAGAUCCCUAAGAAACAAUGCAAUGCUUUUUAGCAUGUGCAAAGUCCCCGUGGUGUGCUGGGUCACUUGUAAUUGUCUGGAGCAGCAAAUGGAGAGGGGUGGUGAUGUCACACUGACCUGCAAGACAACCACAUCUCUGUUUACCUGCUGUAUCUCUAGCUUGUUGACACAGGUAGAUGGACACUUUCCUAGUCUACCCAGCCAAACCCAACUGAGGAGCCUGUGCCACUUGGCUGCCAAAGGAGUAUGGACUAUGACAUAUGUGUUUUACAAGGAAAAUCUAAGAAGGUAUGGGUUAAUGAAAUCUGAUGUCUCAAUUUUCCUGGAUAUGAAUAUUCUUCAAAAGGACAGAGAGUAUGAAAACUGCUAUCUGUUCACCCACCUACAUAUUCAGGAGUUUUUUGCAGCAAUGUUUUAUAUGUUGCAAGGCAAUUGGGGCACCAGGGACAAUUCCUUUCAGGCUUUUGAAGACUUGGAGUUGGUACUUGAAAGCAGCAGUUAUAAAGACCCCCAUUUGCUGCAAAUGAAAUGCUUUUUGUUUGGCCUUUUGAAUGAAGAUCGAGUGAAACAACUGGAGGAAACUUUUAACUGUAAAAUGUCACCAGAGAUAAAAUGGAAGAUACUUCAGUGGAUGGAAACACUAGGAAACAGUGAACAUUUUCCAUCACAUCUGGUUUUUCUGGAGUUGUUUUACCACCUGUAUGAGACUCAAGAUGAAGUAUUUAUAAGCCAGGCAAUGAGAUAUUUCCAAGAAGUUGUCAUUAAUAUUUGUGAGGAAAUCCAUUUGCUUGUGUCUUCAUUCUGCCUGAAGCAUUGCCAGUGUUUACGGACCAUUAAACUGACUGUAACUGCGAUAUUUGAGAAGAAGAUGUUAAACUCAAGCUUCCCAGCUGAAACUUGGGCUGGUGGUCGCGUUAUUCAUUGGUGGCAAGAUCUCUGUUCUGUGCUUCAUAUGAAUGAACAUUUGAGAGAAGUGGACCUGUGUCAUAGCAACCUUGAUGAAUUAGCAAUGAAGACUUUUAAUCAAGAACUAAGGCACCCAAACUGUAAAGUACAAAAACUACUGUUGAGAUUUCUUUCUUUCCCUGAUGGUUGUUGGGGUAUCUCUAGUUCUUUGAUUCAUAAUCAGAAUCUGAUGCAUCUUGACCUGAAAGGGAGUGAUAUUGGGGAUAAUGGAGUAAAGUCAUUAUGUGAAGCCUUGAAACACCCAGACUGUAAACUACGGAAUCUGAGCUUGGAAUCCUGCGACCUAACUACGGUUUGUUGUCUAAAUAUCUCUAAGGCUCUCGUCAGAAGCCGGAGCCUGUUAUCUCUGAAUCUAUCAGCUAAUAAUCUCUUGGAUGAUGGAGUGAAGCUGCUGUGCGAGGCCUUAAUGCAUCCAAAGUGUAACCUAGAGAAACUAUCCCUAGAAAGCUGUGGCCUCACGGUAGCUGGUUGUGAGGAUCUCUCUUUGGCUCUCAUCAGCAAUAAAAGGCUGACACAUUUAUGUUUGGCGGACAAUGUCUUGGGAGAUGGUGGAGUAAAGCUUAUGAGUGAUGCCUUGAAACAUCCACAGUGCGCUCUACAGAGCCUUGUGUUGAGACGUUGCCAUUUCACUUCACUCAGCAGUGAAUCUCUCUCAACCUCCCUCCUAUGCAACAAGAGCCUGACGCAUCUGGAUCUGGGGUCAAACUGCCUACAAGAUGAUGGAGUAAAGCUUCUGUGUGAUGUCUUUCGGCAUCCAAGCUGCAAUCUUCAGGACCUGGAAUUGAUGGGCUGUGUUCUCACUAGUGCAUGUUGUCUGGAUCUGGCCUCUGCUAUUUUGAACAACCCAAACCUGCAGAGCCUGGAUCUUGGGAACAAUGACUUGCAGGAUGAUGGAGUAAAAAUUCUGUUUGAGGCUUUGAGACAUCCAAACUGCAAUAUUCAGAGGCUCGGGUUGGAACACUGUGGUUUGACCUCUCUCUGUUGUCAGGAUCUCUCCUCUACUCUUAGCAGCAACCAAAGACUGACAAAAAUAAGCCUGACCCUGAAUAACUUAGAGCGUGAAGGAAUUAUGAAGUUAUGUGAAGUCUUGAGGUCUCCUGAAUGUAAACUACAGGUCCUAGGGUUGUGCAAAGAGGCAUUUGAUGAGGAAGCUCGGAAGCUGCUGGAAGCUGUGGGGAGUAGCAAUCCGCGUCUAGUCAUUAAGCAGGACCGUAAUGGUCAUGAAGAAGAAGAUGCUUCCUGGUGGCAGUGUUUCUGA
Hippopotamus amphibius kiboko is the source of this 3285-nucleotide messenger RNA. RefSeq names its product NLR family pyrin domain containing 14 (gene NLRP14). The transcript is spliced from 11 exons. Lineage: Eukaryota; Metazoa; Chordata; Mammalia; Artiodactyla; Hippopotamidae. The coding region runs from base 1 to 3285 and encodes 1094 amino acids. Gene Ontology annotation, biological process: regulation of inflammatory response. Gene Ontology annotation, cellular component: cytoplasm. Gene Ontology annotation, molecular function: protein binding. The record is from RefSeq and is a predicted model, not a curated record.